AUGAAGCUGGCAAGAGGUGUUCCAUAUGAACCUCAUAAGCUUUCACAAGGAGCUGAUCAAAAGAAACAGUUUGUUCUCCUUCAAAAACUCCCGGAUGUCAUCUACGCGCCUUCCACUGUCGUUAAUCAUAACGGAAUAAAUAUGGAGGGCAAGUUUUCUUCUUACAAGUCGAAAGUUCCUCGUUUUCCAACCGACACAACACAACGCUGCGUUUUACGUAUUAGGUAAGUGGUAUGUUAGUCGGUUUCAAUACUGACGUGUACUGACAACUUUGCGCAUACACUGAGACCAAAUAUAUAAUGGAAAUAUACCUAUCAUGCGGGCAAGCAAUGAGAGAGAGUUAACCAGAAUAGUAUUUGAUCUAGCCGUUUAAUACAGUUUUGUACUUUAUCAUGUAACUUGAUAGAUACAACAUAACCAGUGAUGAUGUUCCCCGCGAGUUCAACGCCAAUGCACAAAGCUAUCGGAACAUUGGCACUGAACAUAAGUGUUGAACAGCAAAGCUCACUACUACUGUUGGUAGACAACUGUCCAAAAAAAUCAGGAAGUUUUAUUAAUGGCAAAUUUCGACCAUGAGUUUGGUAUUUACCAUUUGCUUUGGUCCUGACUUCACUUUUUCAGUUUUUGUUGGAUAACACUAUCCACCGGAUAAACCACUAUUCGUUCUUAGGGAAACCAAUUGCGUUAUCCACUGGAUAGUGAUUUAUUUAAUAGAUAGCACUAUCCACUUGUAGAAUACCUGGGGCCGAUCAGUUGCCAUACAGUUCCCCAAUCCCAGUCUAAGUAAAGCCUUUGGGAGUCCUCUCGUAGAGACUAGUGGUAAAUCUCGCGGAAACUAAAUUUGUCCACUAUCUCCCCCAACCGAAAUUUGCUCCCUACUCUUUACCGAACAACUCUUUCGGAAACAUUAAGAUUUUUUUUUGUUUUUGUGCUUUUGUAGAGUUAAGAAUAACCCGAAAACCAAGGCUGUUGAUGGUAAAACGGAUCUUCAGCUUGCCUUAAAUACCGCCCAGGUUGGACGAACAUUCCAGGACAGAAGUCACGUGAUCAUUCUAAAACCAUGCAGUCUUCUUCCUGCCAAAUACCAACAUUCCAAUAUAUAUUACAUUGGAGGGAUGGGUAAAAGAGGAAACAUUGUACAGCACGGGACGAAAAAUUGGAUUUACUGCACUUUUGACACCAGUCAAAAGUUAAGUCAAAUAUGGUAUUGGUUUUGACUUCACCUUUGACGCGCGUCAAAGAUGUCGCCAAAUAUAUAAGCUCUUUGCUUACUCCUUUGACCUCGGUAAGGGUGAAGUCAAAUUGGUAACAACUUUGACUUCUCCUUUGACGCGCGUCAAAGAUGAAGUCAAAUGAAUCAAUUCUUUGCUAUUCCUUUAACCCUGAUCAAAGUCGUUGUCAAAUAUGCUGGUAACUUUGACUUUACCUUUGACGCACGUCAAAGAUGAGGUCAAAAGUGUAGUGGCUGUGACCAUACCUUUGAUACUAGUCAAAAAUGAAGUCAAAUACGACCGCUACACUUUUACAACACUCUUGAAUGGUGCUGAAAGGUGAGAGCAAAUAUGCAAUGAAUUACGUCUACAAACACUUAUGUCGAAACUGAUAUUGAGAAAGGAAAUUAAAAAGCUGUAUUUGAAUACUGUUUUAAAGAUAUUUAUACGACAAUACCGAACACGGUCGGGUAAUCAUUGUAAUUGCUGUUUUAUAAUUAUAUUUGAAAAUGUUCUAGAAUAUGAACUUUUUCGAAGUGAUUUUUUUUGUCUUAUCUUGAGUGGAUCAUUUUCUCCUUGAUCGAUCAAUAUACCAUGUAAUGACAGCGACGCAAAACAAUGACUCAACGAUUGGACGAUGGAAGACUGAACCCAAUCAAGACACCCUGUUUUUGGCGCGAAAUUGUCGCGGCUGCAAACUCUCUCCGCCCGCGCAAACAAACAAACUACGCAGAUCUGAAGAAAACAAAAGCUGCUUUUUUGUACGAAGCAGUCCAGCUUUUGUUAACAAAUAUUUUCACCCUUCUCUUUGAUAGAGUUUAGACCACAAACUUGUUCAAAAGGUACGUGUCAUUCUUUUCUAUGUGUUCAUGCAAUAGUUUGUUCUUCAAACUUCAUAGUUGUGUUACUGUGUUAAGCUUACGGAAACCAACUCCGAACAGGCGUGUAUGUCGUGCUUGGGAGCUUUUCUGAUUGUUAAAUCUGGUUCAGUAAACUAUAAAAAAUUUUUCUAUAUUACAGUAGAGUUUACAUUAGAUCAAGCCCUUUUUUCUUAAUAGGGUUAUUGCAUUUCUGCAAAAGUAAUAGCUGGCUUAUAUUUCACAAUGCAAUUCAAGUCAAAACUCCAUGCGAGAACCUACUAACAUCAAGAUUAUAAACCAACUCUGGUUUUUCUAACAGUUAUACUUAACUACGAAAACUACUUCAGGGUAAUGAAAUGAUAUAAGACUUACAUAUAUUUUUUUUCAUGGACAGUGUACUUCAAUAAAAAUAUCUGCACCAGACUUUGAUGGGCAUAUUACUGAAGAAAGUACAUAAGCUUAUUUGAACAGGAUUCAGUGCAGUUUAUCAAAGAAAGAAGUGUGUUAUUUGAAGACUUCGGAUGUUUUACAGACGUGAGUAUCUCUUUCUAUUGAUUUUUUUGGGUUCUAUACGUAAUGGGGCUCAGGCUACAUAAUUUUUAAAAUAUUCCAUUGAUUUUUGUGCCACCACAGUGGCAGCUAGAUAUGUUUCAACAUUUAAUAAUAAUCAUUCAAACAUACCGAGCUGUCCCUUCUUUAUUGUGACUGGACAAUAACUUUAAAAAUAGCCUGCGUAGCAAGCUUUCCCCCGCGAGUUUUCUGCAAGAGACUAAGUUCGUAGAGGGCAAAAAAAGAGGAAGGAGGGGCCAGGAGGGGCUAACUCGCGCAAUAACUCUAUUGGAAACGUUUGUUAUGCAGGCUAGGUACAAUAUAAAGUGUUUCUUUAGUUUAAUUUUAAGCUUUGGGCAUGGAGGGAAAUUUUCAUUGAAUUUUCCUGGACUUAAUUAAGUGAUAAUAAGGCUCGAUUCAAACGUCAAAUUUCACAAAUGACGAACUUAAUGACAAUGCAUGUACACGAAAUGUAAUGUUCCCAUUCAAAAGUAUUAGGUUCGCUACACAUUUUUAGCUGGGUCUUUAAGUUUUGAUAAAGGUAAAGAGAAAGGGGAAUUUUCUGCAGGAAAAGAGCGAUAGUAAAAAGGGAGUGGGGCCGAAAAAUUUAUUUGAAACACUACGACAGAAGUUUUUAUCUCAAAUUGCUAUAUUCUUUUACAAUUAUUUCACAGAUAAAAGAAACAAGGCAAAGUGAUAAGUCUCCAGUGGAAAGAAACACACAACAGAGGAAGAUUGAAGUUAGAUACAUGGCGUGUGUCUUUCACUUACAUCAAGAAUCAAAAGCACUCUAGAAUGAAAAUCUUUGCAAAGAUAACAUCAAGACAGAUGGGCUCCUGAUCAAGAACAUUUCUUACUUACCAUGAUUUUUGUACUGGCUUGCGUGAAAGAAGUGUUUUAAACUAUUUUGCAGGUUGCCGUCCGUGACAACAGUGUGUAUCUGGAACAUUUAUAGUGCUUCAAAAAUUUGCGGCAGUCAUUAUGAUUGUCCAUUGACAGACUGCAAUGAGUACUUUAGACAAUAAAUCGUGAAAAGGUUUUAAAAAAUCAUUUUUAUGCGUUUAAGUUUUAAUCGGAAUUAUUCAGCUUUCUAAUCAUCUAAUGAGGUUUUAGGACAAUAAAGUACAAGAUUAAGAACUCAGUCUCUUAUCUGUCCACCUUUUUAAACGGUAUCCAGGUCGCAAUUGAAUUUGAUUGAAAUCUCAAGUUGGAUUCUAGCCUGUAUAUCAAGCGCUUAUGACUAGCGAGGCAAUAACGCGGCAUUCGCGCGAAGCGUGAGGCGAGGGGAGGAAAAAACAUAUUUGGCAACACCUUUAUUAAACCUUUGACUUAAAUCUCAGACGCAUUUGACGACAACUUUGUCACACAUUUGACCUGAGGCUCAGACACAUUUGACGACACUUUUCACAAGCCUUUGACUUUAAUCACAGACAUAACUUUACCGCGCUUUUGUCACACCUUUGGCCUGAAUCUCAGACAUAUUUGACGACGCCUUUGAUAGGGGUACAAAUGCUAAUGAAAUAUACCUUUGACGCGCGUCAAAGGUAGGGGUUAAAGGCGUGACAAAAACGGCCUGUAUCGCCUGAAGACUCGCCUUUGACCGCGAGCAAAGGUAAACAUUUGUCGCGCGUCAAAGUUGUACAAAGGUGUGCAAAGGUGGCCUUUAUCGCCCGUUUGACUUCACCUUUGACGUUCGGUAAAUCCGUUUUUUCGUCCCGUGCAGGUUUACCCCGCCAUGGAAUAUCGCUUCACUCCUGAACGCAUUUCAUUAACUACCAAAGAUAUUAUCUGCUUCGUAUGGUCGGGUGAGUUUGGAGAUAUUCAAGAAUUCUUUUAGUGUUAGGUUUUUGUGGUUAGCCGUAUCUGAUCUCUUAAGACAAAGGUGUGCAUUCAUGAGAAUUUAGUCUUUCUUGCAGAGCUUGAGUUGACGAAGGUCUUUCAAUAGACGGUACAGCGUUCGACCCUAUUUUUUUGAACAUCAAUCGAAGAAGCUUGAAGAGCUAGUAGCAUUAUAUAUUGCCACAAUUGUAAGAUCGUACGUUCAGUCCAGAAAUCACAUGAAGCAAACAAACACGUUCUUAAAUUACACAAUCAGCAUCCAAUCUCUCAUUUUCAUUAUAUUUCUUUGUAUAGGUUCAAACAACAAUCCAAACAAUCGUGAUGGACAACGAAGAGCACGUAAGUUAAAUGUUUCUAUUAAAAAUCAACUCUAGCUAAUUUUGCGACUUCGCAUUUGUUUUAGUAUUUGAGCUCUGUAGGUAAAUGAUGUGACACCUAUGGUCAAACAACAAAAUAAUGUACUCUCUUUAGAACAAGAAACUAUAGAGCGUUUUUACUUCACGUCACGGAGGCCAUGUUGGUGUACCAAGACAAUCCUGUGGGAGUUGAACUCUUUUCUUAUGUAAAAACUUUCUUUUGUUGUAGUAAAUUAGCAUAGAUGCUGGCCACGUGAGUGAAAACGCUCUAUAUAUUCAUGGGUCACAUCCUGUGGGACCCAGGCUACUUAGCUAUUGGUCCCAUGGCUCACAUGGAUGUGGUACAAAGCAGGACGAUUUAAAAAAUGACCUGCAACACUGGCCUAGUGCUAGUGCCAAAACCAAGCCGAAAAUUUAAAUUGCACCAACAGAACUGUUUCUGAAAACGAUGAAAAUUAUGCUCAUAAAAAUGAUUGAUAACGCCAAAACUCUUGUUUGCACAUGGAGCUGCUGACAACAAGAAUGAAGACGAUAUAUUGUUAUGUACUUCAUUUGGCUUUGUCUCCAAAUUUGACGAACAGUUUUGUUUGCACUUCAGGCACAGAUCACACUAACGUAUGUUGGGUACAGGAAGGAUGCAGUUCUCUCAAACCCAAAGCUUGCUCCAGCUUGCCUCUUGAUGUUGUUGAUCACGUGGACCGCGAAUUUGACGCCAAAAAGUCGAACCUUCACCUCAACACAGGUUGUUACACUGGUGACAAACUGCAGGCUCAGCUUGAUAACGCGCCAGCCUCCUGUAAUCCGCCAUGUUUCCGCAUCACAAAGCCUGGGGAGUACUGUUAUAUGAGCACGCGCAAUAACAACUUUUCCAACCGACGUCACAGGGACAGAUUACAGUCACCCAUGCCGCAUUAUCUUCGUAAUAAAACUCUAAUUUAUUAUUGCCCUCUUAAUGCACAUGGUUUCGAAUACUUAUUUGUUGUGAACGUUCUGAUUACUACAAAAAGAUGUCCAAUUUGUUGCCUUGAACUGAGCUACAAGAGCUGUAUCUGACAGCUAUAACUGAAGGACUAACUAUCGCCACUUUUUAACAAAUAGUUCCGGGCGAAUAUGGUCGGGAAUGAUUAUAAUGUAAGAAUUACAGACUAUAACUAUCUGGCAUAUUCAAUAAAAGUACCUGAAUUGCAAUUGAAUGCUUUAAUGCUCCUACUUGUACAAACGAUAUAUUUACUAAGAAUUCAGUCGUGAAACAAUUAUCCUUCUAAGCUCUAGUUGACUUUUAGGAGUAGAGGAAAGAAGGUCAAAAAAUAUAUCGAAUCCCACCGAGUUUUUUGAUGGCGGUUGUGUCAAUUUUAAGCUUUUAAAAAUGGUCCAUAAUUCUCUAUGCCCUCUUCAAAAAGAGUUUCUGUUUGAAAACAUUCAUCAUCAUCGGUCGGCGGCAGAGCAGGCGACUACGAGCUUCCUCCAGCCACAACGAUCCUGUGCCAAUUCAGACAGCUUGCCCGGGCCAAUCAUGUUGUCUGUGUCUCCCAAAAGGUGUUGAAUGUAUCUGAGAAACAGCGUUCGUUGCCUUCCUGGUUUUCUCUUCCCAUGUGGUGGAAACAUAAACAUUGCUGGGAACAUAAACAAAUGAAAGGGACUUUAAGGUUUACGAUAUCUUUUAAAACAGUUGGUCAUGAAUAUUUAACACUUAUUAUAAUUAUUACAAAAACGGAAUAUAUUUAUAACCGACUGAAAACCAUCGAAUACUGCAAAGAGAACUGCUGUUAAAGUAAUUUUUUUGUGAGGGCUUUUACAAUGAUGUGUUAGUAUUCAUUUGGUUUGUCCUAAAAAGAGCAAAAUGUUUUCUAGCAUCGAUCAUUUUCAUCAGUACCUUAGCUUCUUAAUAAAAUUCAACGCCCAUCAAUAAAAAAAGCUCAAAUACAAUAUAAAUUCGCUGACACAGAAAGGAUCUCUUGUAGUAAACGUUAACAUAUGAGUAAGUGAAACUGACUCAUUACGCUGAACUUGAAUAAGACGUGAUAAAUUGCGUAGGAGCGUUUUUAAAUGCGGAAAAUUAAACGUUUUGGCCAAAAAUAGACAAACAAAAAUAGUGAUAAUAGUGAUAAUACGGGAUACUUGUCUCAGGAUUGCGGAAAAUUGUUCAGGCUUAUAAAUCUUCUGACCGGUAAGGAGAGUAUCCAAAAGAAUGUUUAUUAAAUAACCGCAGAGAGUUGUUGUUUUUCAUUAACCGGAGUCUUAACAAAAGAACAUGUUUAUAAAAUUUCUUAUUAGGGCCAUUAACAGCAAGUAAACAAGUCCAAGGGUUUUUUUGUAGCCUUCGUUGUGGCAGGCGCAAAAUAUCAGGAGAGGGAGAAGGGUCAGGCGACAAAAAAUUCCCUCUUUUGUUUUUCCUCUUUCCCCAUCUACUUUAGAUGGAUGUGUGUUGGUUUACCAUGAUGUUAUGCAAUACAGCGGAAGGUCUAUUUGAAGCACUCCUAAAAACUAUUUAUAUCCCGUUCAGAUAUCUCACUUCAGGUGAACUUUGGUCGUCUCCAUUGUUUUAGGAAUCUUUUCGUCUGGCAAUUAUACGGCGAAACCGUGACUUUGAGCUACACCAUUGCCGGUCCGGUCGAGGACAAGGAGUAGCUGGCGGAGUCCUUCAUUGGAAAAAUCUAGGGGAAGUAUUGUCCUUAUGCCAAAAUUUUCAGGAGAGAUUAUCUUUGAGCAAUAAUUGCACUGCCUUGGUAAUAAAAUGUGAAGAAACACAGGUUGGAAGAGUGGAAAUGGUUAUCCAGAGAUUUUUGGGCUUUCUCGGGCGUUAGAGAAUUUUAGGCAAUAUUUGCUCCUUCGAAUGGUUGGUUGCCCCUGUUUGAAAAGCGAACACCAGUCCCAAUAGCUAUAAUUAGGAAAUAAUCUUUUAACUCUGAGCUUGUCUGAACUUGAAGAACUCAUCAGCUUCAGUAUUGAGGAAUAUUUUCAACAGGAAUUGUAUGUGAAAAAAAUGGAAAACGCUCUUAAAAUAAGUUGAAGGCAGCUCUUAUUUCAAUACUUCACGUUGGGAUCACCAUAUGACUUGCAAAUGUAUAUUAUGAACAUAGUAUUGCAAAACAUUUUUCAGGCUAUAAACGAUCUUGUCUUUUAUUGCAAAUUGCAGUUAAAAUCGCAGCAGAAGAAUCCUGUUUUCGAUGAGUAUUUUUUGUGAGCAUCCACAGACGUGAUCGAUCAUUUUUGGAUCUUCCCAGUAAAGUCUGAUAACUGUUAAUAAAGUACGCUGAAAAGAGCAUGCGGCUUAAAAACAGAUCAGUAAAAAUAAUAAAAAUCUAAAGAACGUUCAAUCAAAGCAAUGGGGGCAAUCGUGGAAAAAAGGGUCCUUUUGGUUGUUCGAAACAACAAUUGGUCUUUAUACGUAUAUUUAUUAACCUUAUCAUUUGGUUAUUGUCUGAUAAAAGUAUUGUCAUGUGCUGAGUCGUUGAAGCGGUUAAGUUAAAUACACAAAAACGAGUUUGGUUAAAUUGGUUCUAAAUUCUGCUGGAAUUUCUACUAUUUUAAUAAUAUUUAAUUCGUAUUGCGUCAAUAAAGUGGUAUACAUAUUUAUCAACUUCUGUAUAACUUAUCAAGAGAGACUGCAAUUAAAAGAGUGAGUAAGGCUAAUAGUAUUUAUUAGUUUAGUCAGUGACCUGCUCCCAGCACUUGCAGACUGCGGUAGUCUAUUUUAGAUCUUGACGACUCUGAGCAACUGAAGGCUUAAGUGGAGGUAUGCUCUUAUCGAAAUUUUUACUUCUGUGUGGGUGUUUUUGCUGUUGUUAAUUUAAAAGGUCAUGUGUUUCUGUUCCUUUUAUUAACGGCCUUCUCAAAACGGAGGAUUACGAAUACCAGGAAAAGGGCGAUUACAAAUUGUGCACUACAUUACAGAAACCACUGAUUUUGCAAAUUUUAUUGGCCCUGAGUAGAUUGCGGACUUCAGUGGAAGACUAGUCAGAUAUUAAAUGGGGCCUGUGAAGCAAAGAACUUUUCACCGAGUCCUAGAUUAAAGACGACCAGUUGCAAAGUUUGCAAGCAUUCAAUUCAUUUGGUUCCCGCCCAAAAAUUAUAUAAUCUACUGCCAAAGCAUUUGAGAGACUUGCUUGCCUUGUCCAGUCUUCGUAAUCUGGAGACUUAUAAUUAUAGUUCUUGAUAUUUGUCACUUUCUUUUUAUCAAUUACACAAUAUGCUACAAUACUAGUUUUAGAUUUGACGCCCUUACUGGUAUUUUUAAUAUAUAUGAACAUAAUGAUGUAAAUCAGUGGUCGUACUUUUUAAAUGUUUUUUAAAUUUGUUUUUUGUUAUUUAUUUAAUUUCUUUUUUUAUUUUCAAUUCAACGACUAACCGGCUCUGUUAAGUUUGACACUUAAGUAUGGGUAGCCAUGAUAAGAUGUAUUCAGAUUGAUGGCCAAGAAGCUUGAAGACAGUUUAAAAUGUGCAAUUAGUUUCCUUUCAUGUUUUUCACCUCUUUUCUCUUUUUUAAAGAAUUUUAUUUAACGCAGUUCUCCAGUACACAAGUCAACUUGAACACUCUAAUUGCUGAUUGCAAUUAAAUUCAAUUACCGCACUCAACAUAAGUGUAAAAUGCUAGGAGUGGUGCUAUGUAACUAUAAUGUUAGUAGUUUCAGUUAAUAAACGCUUCUUUCCCUUCUGUCAUCGUUCAAUUGAAAAGUUUUAAAAGACAGAUAAUAAUCGAUUAAUAAAGAUCAUGGUGAAAUAGUAAUUUGAACUGUUUAGAUUUAGACACUGCUGCCAUGAGACGUUUUUGUUAAAUGUUACGUUUUGUACACACAAAAUUUUCACCUCUGGCCCUUGUGAAACAUACAUCUAUGUGGGUGGAAAACAAUUGAAGAUGGCUUUUAUAACUGUCCGUGGACGUCAUGAAAACCAUAGCGCAACCAGGCUUAGCUGCGCUUAGGAUAUAGAGCUCAAACACCCGCUUUAACUCUAAAGGCAUCUCAGUAAGUGCUUGCUGAGAGCUGUGUUAAAAUAGUUUUGAAUGCGGAAAAACGGCUUUGCACAACGAAGACCUGAAUAGAAAAAAAUUUUAAUAAUAGAUUCGCGGGAUAACCGUUUAUUAUGGACUUCUGGAUUGUGGAAAAUUGUUUUUGGUUAUGAAAUUUCUGUCCGGGAGAGGGAGCUGUCAAUAGGAAGUUUACUAAACAGCCGCAGGGAGUUUGUUUGAUUUGGAUGAACUCGAACAGUUGGCGAAAAAGCGCAUGUUGUUAUACAUCGAUGUAUAACAAAAGCGUUUUUGUUACGCAGUGGAUCGAUAAAUACAAAUAGAGCACAAAGUGUUUCUAAAUAACUUUAAAUCUGACGGUCACAAGAAAAAUAUCUAAACAUGCUGGACCACAUGGGUUUAUUAGGAGUAGGCGGAAAAUAUGGUCUGAUGAAAAAGAUGGACCCCUAAAAUAAUGCUCUUGAAAUAAUUAGCUUUCUCGGUUAAUGAUAUCAUGAUAGCAGUCACCGGCGAUGGAUAUUAAUUGAUUUAGUGGAUGUAGUGAAAAUUCCAAUCAAUUUGCGUUUUUCUUUUCUUUCAUAUGCGUAGGAAAUGAAGAGCAUUUUCGUUUGGAGCUGCCUGAUGGCUGCUCUUACAGAACUUUGCUUGUCAGACAUAUACCUACAUGUUCCACACGGAUCAAACAAUCGACUGAAUGGUAACCAAGACAACGUCAGAAACGACGCCAGACUGUUUGAUUCACAGGUAGGACUGUUCUGAUCUUUGCUGCAUAUCUUUAAGCAUUCUCUCUUGCUUUAAGCACGUAGUAUGUUAUAUUUCGGAGUGGGAGAUUAUGUUCAUAUCCGACUGCUGCACGGACGGCCUCUCAAUACUCAGUAAUGCAAGAAAAAAAAACUGAAAAAGAAAAAUGGAAAGAAACGAAAGAGAAAAGUGAAGUACAUAUUUUUUCAGCUCAAAGAGUUGCAAAAAUCUCCUAAUUAUUGUUGUUUCGUGAGAGCUCUAAGUUUUCUCUCCGUAAAAUAAAGUCUAAAGCAGACAGAAGCUUAAAGGAAGUGUUUGUGUUUGUGUCAAGCCAGUCUGUGAGAUUGCCUUAGUCGUUCGCCCAAAGUAAUUUAUGACAUAUCCAAGACAGUCUUGGAUUUUGGAUUCCACUCCAUGGAUUCCGGAUUCCAGGUACUGGAUUCCUUAUUUUUUGUCAGUGGAACUUGGAUUAUGGAUUCCAAUCAUUAGUGGAUUCCUGAUUCCUUUAGCUGUAUUCCCGAUUCCAGAGGCCAGGAUUCCAGAUAUCACAAGCAAAACUUUCCCGGGGCCUUUUGCUAAGAGUUCCCAUACCAGCACAUGAAAAUUGUUAGAAAAAGAUAGGUAAUUCAGUGGGGGCAAACAAUAGAUCCUUUAUGUUCUUGGCUCAAUGCCUGUAAAUGUCCCUUACAGUUAUCGCGAAUAACGGCGGUCAUUUUAGGAUUUAGCGGCGUGAAGGGUGCCAAUCCUGAAAUUUUACCCCCAAACGUGUACGACGAACAACCCCGCUUAUUGGCUUUCGGCAAGAGAAAAUGAGGAAAGAGAGUGAAUCCAUGUGCCCAUGAUAAUUAUUUGAGAUCUAUUAUUAGUUCGACCCAAGUUCUGCGAAGGCCAUUGUUGUUUGUUAUUCCCCUGACCGUCGGAUCAACAUCACCAGACUCUUCUCACUACCGCUUUCUUCUCUGAUUGACGCCAGCCAGGAGGACCAUGUUUCCCGUCGUCGGGUACUCUCCCCAGAUUUUUCCAUGUAGAAAUCUUUUGACUAGUCGACGGAAGUGAUCGGACCCAAUUACCCAGAAACCGGUAAACAUCUAGUGAUACCAACUUCGCAGGUCAUUUUUCUUUCUUCCUGUGUGAUCGGUAGUGAAAUGUUUAAAAUAACGUGACGACAUUCUAACAACCAAUAAGCUGUCCUCCUUAAAAUAACCUCACAACAUGACACAGAACGAAGAGUAGGUUCCAAUAAUUUUCAUAGGAAGAGGACCCUUGUAAAACCUGACUCGCUGUUACUACCGAUGAACUAAUCAAGAAGGUCAAACAUUUUAGUGAAAGAUUACAACUGUGUCCUCACGCGAACGUACGAGGUUUCUCAUAUUUGUACACGUACGUAAAAACAAUAUAAACACCAUACCUUAAGGCGAUUAAAAACGCGGGUCGAUGUAUUAAAAGCAUUCUUUUCUCUUUUAUAGAAUAAUGGAAAGGCUGGGUACAAUGUUGGAGACAAGCUGGAUAGUAACCCAGGAGAUAACAUAUCUGAAAUCAGACAGCUGCCAAUGGUAAUUAUAACUAGAACUAGUAAUAACCAAAGGUUACGGAGUGCGGGCGACAACGAUCGAAGGUCAAAACGCUUUUGCUCCAGCGCUGUGCUUUGCGUAAGUUUCACGUGACAGACAGUCAAAACAGGCAUGAUCAGAUUGCGUUCAGUGCAUUCUAUACAUUCAAUAGUGGAAGUCCAAACGAAUGCUGGCUACAUACAUGCGACGCGUGCGUAAUAACAACCUGGAGAUUAGGAUUGCGGGCUCCUCUUGUCGCCCGCAAUUAAAUAAUAAAAAUGAUAAUAAUAAUAAUAAUAAUAAUAAUAAUAAUAAUAAUAGUAAUAAUAAUAGAGGCUCACACUAGAUUGAUUGAGAUAAGAACGGGUGGAUGGGUGUCUGGAUAUGACUGUUAAAAAGCUGGCCUGGUGUCUAGAUAUUAAGGAGCGUAAGCAAAGACGACGGCGACAGCAACGAAAAUGUCAAAAAGCGAUUAAACAACAACGCUCUUUUUUGUACAUUUAAUUUUGCCGUCGUUUCACGACUACGACGUGAAAGUGCUUAAUUUCACCUUUCAGAGGGGGCCUUCAAUCCUGGGGACCGAAUUGAAGUAUACUGACUUAACUAAGCCUUUGAGGACGUAAUUCUCGUUGAGCUUCGUUUUCCAUCAAAUCGUCGGUUUUUCAAGGAAAUAGUCGCAGAUCAAGAGUUAUUUUUUCUUGGUAACGAUACUAACGAGUUCGAGCAACCACAAGGAAGACAAAGAAAACAGACAUAGAUUUAAUAAGCAAAAUGACUCUAAACGCAAAACGUGCAGCACACUUUUUGGCGCAUUCCUUUGCCAUCAUCGCACGGUUAACGUUGUUAAACUUGAUCGCAAUAAUAUGCGAUCGUCGAUUUAAUCUCUGAGGUAAUCGUUUUAUCCGACUAAGCAACGUACCCUUACUGACUGUAAGUUGUCUAAAUCCAUUAUUUAUUACAAAUCAUACUAUUGAAUCAAGGGUUUUUGCAUUAGUUUGAGAGCAAUGUCUCAUAAACCUUUAUUUAUCAGGAGUUCUACAUGGGUGGAUGUCACGAAAAAGCCAAAACCGAGGUGGAAAUCAUGUGGACAAAUCAACAUGGAACCGGACCAAAAACCGACGACAGGGUGGAGUCACAAGUCAUCUUACAGUACAUGUGUCAACCGUAG
This is a messenger RNA of Porites lobata, 13240 nucleotides long. The record is from the annotation of a GenBank genome assembly. Lineage: Eukaryota; Metazoa; Cnidaria; Anthozoa; Scleractinia; Poritidae.